Molecule: messenger RNA, 3549 nt
Organism: Salarias fasciatus (jewelled blenny)
Lineage: Eukaryota; Metazoa; Chordata; Actinopteri; Blenniiformes; Blenniidae
Gene: lnx1
Product: ligand of numb-protein X 1
Exons: 11
Coding region: 284-2647 (787 amino acids)
Biological process (GO): ubiquitin-dependent protein catabolic process
Cellular component (GO): cytoplasm
Molecular function (GO): protein binding; ubiquitin-protein transferase activity
Source: RefSeq, a predicted model, not a curated record
GCUUCUGCAGCCACACCGGAGCAAGUCCUCCUCGCAGCCUUAGGUUGGACAACUCCCAGAAGACCGGUAAGCAGGAUAACAUUUCUCCACCUGGAAGGCGGACAGCCAAUCAGUAGCCUGUGUGACAGGGACAAAGUCCUUCAGCUCGCCGUCUCUCCCCCUCCACCUCCUCCCUGAGUGGUUUAUAGUUACACCCUCUGCGGGACUUUUACCUGUCCAGGUGAGACGCACUGUUGAAAGUGAUGUAACCACAUUCCCUUUGCUGGUAACAACUUUACAUCCUAUGAGCAUCCAGACGGAAAGCACACAGCCAGAAGUUGCCACGGCGAUGGCUGAAGCGUCAGCUCCUCCUCUUUCCCCCUCCGAUUUCGGACUGUUGACGCCGUCCCCACCUCCUGACUUAUGUGCGUCUUGUGGCCACAGCCACCAGCUGGAGGAGAACCAUGAGUACCUCUACAAGGACGAGGUGGACGACGAUCUGGUGUGUCACAUCUGUCUGCAGCCGCUCAUCAGGCCCCUGGACACGCCCUGUGGACACACCUACUGCCAGGAGUGUCUGACCAGCUUCCUGCUGGAGAGUGACUUCUGCCCUGUGUGCCGCACGCCGCUCAUGCUGCAGAGCUGCAGGAAGCCCAGUCUGCUGGUGCACAAGCUGUUGGACAAGCUCACCGUGGCUUGCCCCUUCACCGAUCAUUGCACUGAAACUCUGGCGCGUGGAGAAUUGGAGGACCACAUCAAGAGCAGAUGUAAAGGAGCGUCUCACUAUGGGCUCUCGGCAGACAGGAAGCGACGCUCACAGGAGGGCGAGUGCACCGACAGCACAUCGGAGCUCACUAUUGCCACGCUGCCCAACGAUGGCCCCACCUCUGCCGCUGUGGCUCUGCUGUCAGACGAGCCCGGCCUCGUCAACCCGGCCUUUGAUCCCAGCAUGGAGGACAAUAGUCAGUCUGGCAGCACGACCAGUCUGGCCGCUCGCAGCAGCACCAAGAAGAGUGAGUUCAGAAACUUUGACCGCUCCUCAGUGCGGAGCCGUUCCUUCCGGAGGUUGAACCGAGCCUUCAGCGUCCUUCGAAGGACCAAGAGCGGCAAUGCAGUCAGCAACGAGACAUCAGAGGAGAGGGACAAUGCCCGAAACUCCAGCGUGCCACAGGAAGUGUUGGCUCUUCCUCAGCUGCAUCACCUGAUCCCUGAUGGUGAAGUUACCAGUAUUAAGAUAACUCGUGUGGAUACCUCAGAGCCGCUGGCCAUCAGCAUUGUUGGAGGCAGCGAGACCCCUUUGGUUCGCAUCCUCAUCCAGGACAUUUACAGAGAAGGGGUUAUAGCUAGAGAUGGACGUUUGCUGCCGGGGGAUAUGAUCCUCAAGGUGAAUGGCAUCGACAUCAGCAAUGUACCACACUGUUUCGCUGUGGCCACCCUCAAACAGCCGUGUCAACUUCUCCGGCUAACUGUGCUCAGAGAACAGCGCCACCGCUACCGCUCGCAUUCACAUGGCCACCCGCACAGCCACGGCCACAGCCACGAACUUGCCGGAGGCCACCCGUCUCACGGCCUGCCCCACCACCCCAUGAGGGAUGACAGCAUCCACGUGGUCCUGAACAAAAGCACGCCAGAGGAACAGCUGGGCAUUAAGCUAGUGAGGCGACCAGAAGAGCACGGAGUCUACAUCUUCCACCUGCUGGAGGGUGGCCUGGCAGCACGUGAUGGACAGUUGUGCGUUGGCGACCGCGUGCUAGCCAUCAAUGGGCACGAUCUGCGUUACGGUGCACCGGAGCAUGCAGCGCUGCUUAUUCAGGCGAGUGAGGAGUGUGUCCACUUCAUAGUGUCUCGUCAGAUCUGCCUGCCCACUCCAGAUAUCCUACAAGAAGCCCCCUGGGGCAUGGACGGCCCUCCACCCUAUUCCCCUGUGGAUAUUGAGCAAACACUGCUGGACUCUUGUCAGAAGCCUGCUUGUUAUGAGAAGACUGUUACUCUAAGUAAGGAGCCGUAUGAUUCCCUGGGCAUGACGGUGGCGGGUGGCAUGUCCAGCCGAGGGUGGGACCUUCCCAUUUACGUCACCAAUGUGGACGCUGAUGGUGUGGUGGGGCAGGAAGGCUCCAUUCGCAAAGGUGACAUUUUGCUAAACGUGAACGGGGUGGAUCUGACGGGCGUGACGCGCGGCGAGGCCGUGGCCAACCUGAAGAACACGUCCUCUCCCGUCGUGCUCAAGGUCCUGGAGAUGCGUCCACCUGAGGAAAGUCUGCAAGAAUGUACGCUGCCACCUUGUCUUGUGCCGUCGCCCACCGAUAGCACCAAGAGCCCGCUGCCCAAUGACGAUUACUCCCCGCUGUGGGUGUCAUGGCUGCAGCUACCGAGGCAUCUCUACUGCUGCAAAGACAUCGUUCUGCGGCGGAGUACUUCAGGCAGCCUCGGUUUCAGUAUUGUGGGAGGUCAGGAGGAGGUCAACUGCAAUCAGUCCUUUUUUAUCCGGUCCAUCGUCGAGGGAACGCCAGCCUACAACGAUGGCAGGAUAAGGUGUGGAGACAUUCUGCUGGAGGUGAAUGGAAAAAGUACGUGGGGGAUGACCCACACGGCGUUGGUUCGCCUUCUGAAGGAGCUCCGGGGAAGGAUCACGCUAACCAUCGUCUCCUGGCCGGGCAGCCUGCUGUAGCAGUGCUAUCCAGACCAUCCAGCACUGCAUCAGUGGCACUGACCAAGGAAUGUGGAAGACAGAUCAUUAAGACUAAAUCACCACCCCUGAGCUUGCUGUGUGUGUGCGGUGGGAGCUUAUGAUAGUGCUGUAGCUGUUUGGAUACCUCACUCCUGCUGGACAAAUGAGACUUUUCCAGGAGUUUGGAGCGGGACACACAAGAACUGGAUUGUUACCAGAGGUUAACUCGCCCAUUAAAUCCAAGGAUGCAGAACUGUUUGGAUCCAGGCCUGAGACAUUUCCAACUUGUUUGUUGGGUGUUUGUUAAAGGAUUCUUUGGAACAGCAUUCAGUAAAUGGGUGGAGAUACAACACGUUGCCAAUUCCAGUAGUUAAAUAUUAGGAUAUGCGUUAAGUUGGACUCACAUUUCUUUACUGUAAAUGUUGGGUGUCUAAAAAAAAAAAAAAAAAGUACUGAUCUGCACACUUGUAAAAUGUUUCUUUUGUUUGUUUGUCGUACAGCCUUCAAAUGUAGGCUUUAUUCUGUUUGUACUGAAAGUGGUUGUCAUCUUCAUCUGUUUGACCUGACGACACGUUGCCAAGUAGUAGUCUGUGAGGUUUUUCUGUUAUUUCAGAAGCUAUGGCUAAAUUAUCACACCACUGAUAAGGAAAAUAUAUGAAAAAAAUGGAUCAAUGUGUUCAUAACAUGUUUAAAAGAAGAAGAAAAAACAAUAUUUAAUUAGGUGACUUUGUGGAGGCCUUACUAAUUUUCUUACUUUUAAGAAGAAAAAAUUGACUUGGUUUCUUCGUAUCAGUGGAUGAACUGAGGCUCAUUUACUGCGGUUCUGUCUGUCACAUUUUGGCCUGUGUAGUAUAUCUGAUGGUACAUUUGGUUAAAUGAUCAAUAAAGUCAUUUGAAAAACA